AUGAGCAUCAGUGAAUUGAAAAUUCAUAUCAAGACCUGGGAGCAUCAAUUUAUACAGAAACAUGAUAGAGCUCCUACAAAAGAGGAUAUAAAAACACUCCCAGAUAUUAAACAAUUGUACAAAAAAUAUUCGUCGUUGAAGAAGGGUGCAACUUCAGAGAAAGAGCACAAAGAAACAGGACAUCAUAAUUUUAAUAGUAAUGACAUAUUAAGUAGAAAUGUAACUUCCAAUCAUGAAGAGAUAACAGAGAUAGAUAAUAAUAGAAAUAUAUUUGCUAGUCCUAUAAGGAAAAUAAAACAAGAAGAUGAAACAUUUGGACCAACACCUCAAAUUUUUGGGAAAGCUAUAAGCAUAUUUGAUAUGAAAAUAUCCCCAAUAAAACAAAUAUCUUUAACGAACAUUGAAAUUUCUACACCUAGUAACUUAUCACCUGCAAGUACAAUAUCUGCAUCAUCACCCAAUUCAUAUUCUCGAGAGAAUUCUACUGUUUCAGAUGUCACUAUUAAGCGUCGAUUGCAAUUUAAUAUCACACCAAUAUCCUCCCCAAAUAAAAAUUCUGAUUUAGUCCCAGACAGAGAUACUGAGAUCUCAAUGGGCAAUAGCAUAGAGAAAAAUAGAUUGCAUCCUCCUAAAACAUUACAUUUAAAGUAUGGGCCCAAUUCUCCAUUGAAGUUAGAAGAUCAAAACGUAAAGAUCAAACUUAGAAGAACACCAAUCAGAAGAACAACAUCCCAGUAUAAGAGAAAUCUUGAAAGUAAAGAUUCCUUUAGCCCUUCUCCAUUGCUGAAAAGACCAUUGACAAAAUCUAUAUUAGAACUUGCACAGGAACAUGAGGCUAUUGUUGAAGAGUUCACACAGUUGAAUGAACAAUUAAGAAAGGAGAAAACGGAAGUUGAACCGUCAACAAAUGGCUAUAUAUCUGACAAUAUAGACGAAGAGAUGAUCUCACAGACUGGUAUAAGGGAUAUAUUUAAUGAAGAUACCGAAGAAGUAAGCAAAUCAAAAACUGUCAAGGUUAAAAGAAGGAGGGUUAUUCGUCGUUACGAGCAAGCAACUAAUGAUAAAAAUGCUAUACCAUUAAAUUUACAUAAGGAACUGAUAAAGCUUAAAAAAGAACAAGUUAAAGGUUAUAUGAGUAAUGAGAAUGAUAGUGAAGACAAUUCUAAUAGUGAUGAUAAUUCUGAACUAAUAGAGUCAGGUGAGACAGAUAAAUCAUUGGCCGGGUCUAAGACUAAACCAAAGAGAAAGAGACCAAAGAAAUAUAAUUUGGUUAGUAAUAACUUUAGAAGAUUAAAAUUACCACGCAAAAAUAAAUUUAAAGGUCGCUGGGGUGGAAGAAGAUAG
Molecule: messenger RNA, 1344 nt
Organism: Tetrapisispora phaffii CBS 4417
Lineage: Eukaryota; Fungi; Ascomycota; Saccharomycetes; Saccharomycetales; Saccharomycetaceae
Gene: SLD2
Product: Sld2p
Exons: 1
Coding region: 1-1344 (447 amino acids)
Biological process (GO): mitotic DNA replication preinitiation complex assembly; DNA replication initiation; double-strand break repair via break-induced replication
Cellular component (GO): DNA replication preinitiation complex
Molecular function (GO): single-stranded DNA binding; DNA replication origin binding
Source: RefSeq, a predicted model, not a curated record